Mycena indigotica is the source of this 1434-nucleotide messenger RNA. RefSeq lists its product as uncharacterized. The transcript is spliced from 5 exons. NCBI's taxonomy places the organism in Eukaryota, Fungi, Basidiomycota, Agaricomycetes, Agaricales, Mycenaceae. The coding region runs from base 1 to 1434 and encodes 477 amino acids. The record is from RefSeq and is a predicted model, not a curated record.
AUGGAUGGAUGCCAGAGGCUGAUUUGUGCCCUGUCGUGUCGUCCUUCCUGGAAGUGUAUUAUGCAGCCGCUUGUCUUCCCACCUCCGCUGCUGCAGGAUGAGCGGGCUCUUCUCGACCACCUCCCCAACGGCAUCCCGCGACCGCUCCACGCCAUCGAUCAGCUCGGGACAUGGGUCGAGCAUCCCGCGGCGGCCACGCUCCCCGCCGUCCAUGCGAAGAAGGACAAGAGCAAGGGGACGGAGAAGGGGCCCGGCACGCCGAUGAGUGCGAAUCGCUCGCGCUCUUCGACGCUGUUCUCCCCGACGACGAGCAUGAUGGCGGUGCCGGCGGUGACGGCACGACCGUCGUCCAGCGGGAACGGGGGCAACGGCCAGAGCGAGAAGCAAGGGGGCUCGACGAGCAGACGGCCGUCGGUGGCUUCGCUGUUGAGCCUCCGGCGCAAGAAUACCAACACCUCGACGAGAUCGAACGAGCUUCCACUUCCGCCCCCGCCGCUUCCAGCGACUAUGACGCCCUAUUCCACCCCGCCGCUGAGCCGCAGCGCGACCAUGGGCUCGUCAGUGUCCUCGCAGCUUCAGCCUGAGAUCAGCACGAAUACGAAUAAUUAUCAUCUUCCCCGCCCGCCACCGCCACCCCCGUCGAUCCCUGACGCCAUCUACCUCCAGCAGCCGCACGUGCAUCCGGGCGACGACCUCAGCGGCAACGAAGACAUCUUCGACGAGGGGCCGCGAACGAAGCGCAGCGACAAGGCCGCACGGAUGCUGGGCGGCGGCGGGGACGCCUUUCCGCCGGACCAGAAUGCCCACCCGCCGGCGCCGCGCGGGCCGCGCCCGCGCACAGCGCCGUCCCGCGCCCACGCCGAUGCCGGCCCGCGUCCCGACGCGUUCUACACCGCUGCGGACGGGUGGUACGCCGACGACGCCGGCCCGCGCCACGCCGUGUCCCGCGACUCGCGCGACUCGGCGCUCAGCCCGAUCGCGUUCCGCCCGCCGUCGCUCGCGUUCGCGCCGCCCGGCGCGCAGACGGCGUACGCCCGGAACGCGCGGCUGUCGACGGACACGGCGCCCGUGUCGCGGGCCGGCCGGUACGCCGGCUCCGACAGCGACCGGGACCGGGACAGCGACGAGGGCGUCGACGCGCUCCGCCCGCCGCGCGUCGACUCGCACGUGCACCAUGCGUAUGCGUAUGCGCAGCACGCGCGGCGCGCGUCGCUGGCGUCCGCGGUCGUGUUCGGGGGCGCCGCGAGGCCGGACACGCCGUUCAUGGACAGCGUGCUCGCCGGCGAUGCCGCGCCGGGGUAUGCAUACGAUGAGCGCGGCGCAGGUGGCCAUACGCGUGAGCAGUCGGUGGUCCGGGCGGAGCGCGGCUGGCAGGGCGAGUGGAACCAGGGCGACAUGCGCGAGGUCAUACAGAAGCUGCGGACGCUGCGGUGA